AUGGAAGAAGGUACGAAAAGGAAAGUGAUAUACAACUUAAGUUCCAGGAUUCUUACGGAUGUUGAAGAAAGGAUAUUAACCAAAGGUUUAAAGUUUGCACCCACAACCACCACGGAUGACUUCGACAGAUUUGUAGAUGUACACAAAUUUAUUAGAAAAAUUUCUCUGAAGAAAUUUUUUGAACUGAAAAGAAGUGAAGAGGCUCCCUCAACAUCACAUCCUGUGGAAUCUACAACUCAAACCUUGCACAAAAAACCUUCCACCUUUUACCCUGCCCACAUUAAAGGAAAUUACAUUGAAACUUUCCAAAAACUGGUCAUAGAAGAUUUAAAUUCAAUCAACAAAACGGAAAAAAGGAAGAGAGUACGCCACAACUUGACAAGAAAGGAACGUGAACCAAUAAAAUCUCUCCAGGAGGACCAGGGGAUCGUAAUCAAGCCUUGCGACAAGGGCGGAGGUAUUGCCAUUUUAAAUAAAUCUGACUAUGUGAAGGAAAUAUAUCGUCAACUAUCAGACAGCAACACAUACCAAAAACUUAAGACCGACCCAUCGGCAAGAAUAAAAACCAGCUUCCAGAAACUACUAAAGACUCACCUUGAAAAAGGAGGUAUUACAGAAACAGAAUUCGCAUUUCUUAAUAUUGAAGACCCCAUCACUCCCACAAUUUAUGUAUUACCAAAAAUACAUAAGAACAGCACAUCACCCCCAGGUCGACCCAUUGUCGCCGGCACAGGAUGUCUGACAUCAAAUCUGUCAGCCUUAAUCGAUCAUGAACUCCAACCUAUAGUGACUAAGAAUCCGUCACAUCUGAAAGACACCAGUGACACCAUCAAAAAACUAGAAGGUAUAAUGUGGGACAGCGAAACCAUUAUGGUCACAGCAGAUGUUACCUCCCUGUACACCAUCAUUGAACACCAAAGAGGAAUAGAGGCCACAAUUUGGUUCCUGGACCAGACUGGAUUCUCAGAAGCAAGAAAGUCUUUCAUCAUCGAGUCCAUGGAUUUCAUCCUGAAAAAUAACUUAUUUUUCUUUGAGGGGGAUUACUACCUUCAAAAGAGAGGUACUGCAAUGGGUACACGAUUUGCACCCAGUUUUGCAAACCUCUUCAUGGCCCAUUGGGAGCAUGAAAACAUAUACCAACAGAACCCAUGGAAAGAUAAAAUACUAUUAUGGAACCGUUACAUCGAUGACGUCAUAUUUUUUUGGAGAGGGGACAGGGAGAGUCUAACCUUGUUUUGCGAACAUCUCAACCAAAAUGAUAGAAACAUUGUCCUUACAUUUGAAACCAGUCAGACUGAAAUCAACUUCCUUGAUCUCACCAUUUAUAUCAAGGAUGCUAUUAUCCAAACGAAGACCUAUAAGAAACCCACAGACACUAACAAUUACAUCAGUAAAGAAAGUGAGCAUCACAUAAAUUGGCUCAAUGGCAUACCAAAGGGCCAAUUUCUAAGGAUAAGGAGAAACUGCAGUGAGGACACUGUUUGCACGUCUCAAAUUAACGAACUCAAAAACGCCUUCAUUGAAAAAGGUUAUCAACCAGAAAAUUUGGGGACUAUUCAGAUAGAAAUAAUGAACAAAGGCAGGACCUCCCUCAUCCACAACAAGAAACAGAAGAAGAACGAUGACAAAUUCUGCAAUCAUUCACAAUGGUCGUUCAUUACAGGAUAUGACCACCAAUACAAGAAAAUGGAACUCAUCAUCAGAAAACAUUGGAACCUGCUAUGCUUGGACGAUACAUUAAAAAACAUCAUCCCUAAAAAACCCACGUUCAUCUACCGUAAGGCAGCAAAUUUGAAAAACAAACUUGUCCGGAGUGCGCUACCCCAAAACAAUAAUCCUGUUAGAACAAGUGGUUUUCACAGGUGCGGACUCUGUCUCCCCUGCCGACUCAUUAAAACCGAUACAUCAAAAUAUACAGAGAUCACCGUGAAUGGCAUCAACUUCAAAAUCAAGGAUUUCAUUACCUGCCACACCAGUAACGUCGUGUAUUUAGUGGAAUGCACCUGCGGGAAGGCACAAAGGUGGCUCCUAGAACUUGCUGUGAUCUUGGUCUUCGGUGCAUCCGUGUGUUUAAGCAUCUUCCCCCGUUUUCUCCCAUGUGAUGAUCACAGGAAUGCUUCGGUCGUUAUCUGUAGACAACGUCAUCUGAAGCGAGUUCCUCCUAUCACUUCAGACAAAGUCUCUGUCCUGGACUUGUCACUCAAUCACAUCAAACAUCUCACAAACAGAUCCUUCUCUGGUCUCCCAAACCUGGAAACUCUCAACAUGAGUAACAACUGCCAGCCCGAUAACCUGAGGCCGGACAAGGAACGUUGUACUCUCACCAUUCAGCCGGAUGCUUUAGUGAAUUUGAAACACCUGCAAAACCUGGAUCUUAGCGGGAACAGCCUGACCACCAUCCCUCCUCUCCCUGAAAACAUUAAGUAUUUAAAUCUUGGUCUCAACCACAUUUUCACAUUGACAGAGAUGGCUCUUUCUGGAGUAACUAAACUGAAGUCUUUGAUGAUUGGUGGGAACUGCUAUUACCUUAAUAGAUGUGACACCGAAUUUAAUAUCUCAGAACAUGUUCUCAGAAACAUCACGACAUUGGAAAUAUUGCUGCUGUCCUUUAAUAACAUAAGUUCUUUCCCAAGGAACCUCCCACCUUCUCUUACAAACCUUAAUUUGGCAGAGAACAAGAUUUGGAAGCUAGACAGGGAGGAUUUAUGCCAACUACCCAACCUACGGAAGCUGGACAUACGAUGGAACUGCCAGCGUUGCGACCAUGCGGCCCAACCUUGUUUCCCGUGCCUCAAUGACAGUGCUCUGCAGCUUCAAGCUGGAGUGUUUGAUUGCCUCAGCAACCUCACCUACCUCAAUCUCAGGGGAAACUCCAUCCCCACCAUAGACAGCUCUUUAUUUGUCAGACUGCACAACUUAAAAGUUUUAAUUUUGUCUGACAACUUACUAGAUUUAAAGAGAGAAACCUUUUUCUCAAAAUUAAAAAAUGUACAAAUCUUAGAGUUAGAUUAUAAUUUUCAGCCAUUUAGAAUGCAUGAGAGGCUGGUCAUAAAUUCCAGCGCAGUCGCAAUGACGUCGCUCUACAAGAUUUCCCUAGUUGGAUACCAUGUCAAAAUUCUAGAUUUUGAAGGUAUUGAACCUUUGCUCAGGCUGCCAAAUCUGGGUGUUAUAAAUCUCAGAACAAACUUUAUACUCCAGGCAAACUUAAGUAUGUUUCUGUUAAAUGAGAAUUUGCACAGUAUAAGCUUGGCGGAAAAUCUAAUAUCUUUUGAAUCUACCUGUAGAACAGAAAGGGGGCGGACAGAUGUGACUGUACCUCUCUUAAAUCGACAUGAAAACGCAGUUCCAGGCUGGGAAGAACCUGUAAACAUCAAUAAUAAACAUCUCAAGGUCGCCAAUGUCGAGUAUCCACAGUGUUAUCACUAUCAACGGUCAGUUGAUUUAUCAUUUAACAACUUAAUGAGUUUGCACUCAGAUGAUUUUGUGGGCAUGGAAGAUGUAGAAUGUCUAAACAUGAGCUAUAACUUCAUCAAUCAACGCUUAAACGGUUCUCAGUUUGGCCGCUUGAAGUCACUACGCCAUUUGGAUCUCUCAUACAACAGAUUUGACUUGUACUACUAUGCCGCUUUAAGUGAACUCCCAAAACUUAAGAUACUAAAUCUGGCUAACAAUGAGUACCAGUUCAUGAUGAGAGGUGUAAGCCACAGGCUCAAUUUCCUUGAAAAUCUCACUUCUUUGACAGAAUUGAAUCUCAACAACAACUUGAUUGGUUUGCGUAUAACAAAAGAGUUAAAGAACCCUUCUCUGGAGAAGCUCUUUUUCAGGAAGAAUGAGUUGGUGAAUUUGUGGCAAUUUGGCAAAGAGACGUAUACCACCAUGUUCACCAACCUUACACGCCUGAAAGUUCUGGACAUUAGUGCUAAUCAACUCAUCGUCAUCCCAAUUCCAGUUUUAGAACAUUUACCUAAGUCACUUGAGAACCUCAGCAUUUCCUGUAACAACCUGUAUUCCUUUCAUUGGGAUAAUAUAGUCCACCUGGGCAAUCUGAUUCACUUAGACCUCAGUUCUAACAGACUGACGUCAUUAAACAGCAGCAUAAUCGGCAUCCCAAGCAAGCUCGUCUACUUAAAUCUCAAAUCCAAUAGGAUAAGUUCCCUAAACAAAAACUUUUUUAAUUCGUACACGGAGUUGAAGCAGCUAUUCCUGAGUGACAACUAUAUUAAAAUAAUAGAUGUAAGAUCCUUUCCCAAGCAGCUCCUCCAGACUUUAGAUGUUCUAGAUGUGAGCCAGAAUUCCUACGAAUGUACCUGUCGCAGCAGUUGGUUCAUUCAGUUUCUGAUGGAGACGAAUGUUACUGUGGAACAUCUCUCUGAAAAAAUGCAAUGCGACUCACCAGACAUAAUGAGGAGGAAAUCACUUCUCUCUAUGAAUCCAGAAUCGUGUCAGGACUUAUACGGCCAAGCAUGUUUUGUAUGCUCUUGUCUGAUGGUGACCACUUGGAUGGUCACUGCGGUUAUCUGGCAUUUCUUCUCAUGGGAUUUGUGGUACACUAUCAAAGUAAUCAAAGCAUCUGUCACACGCUAUGCAAAGUUAUCUGGAGGAACAAAGGAGGAGUAUGAUGCCUUUAUAGCUUUUGAUACAAAGAACAAUGCUGUGACAGACUGGGUCUAUCAUGAACUUUUGGUGCAGUUGGAAGGACCUACGAGGGACAAGUUUAAUUUAUGUCUGGAAGAAAGAGACUGGUUAGUUGGGAAAUCCAGUAUUGAGAACCUGUAUGAAGCCAUAUACAGAAGCAAAAGGACGGUUUUAAUCCUCACACAUGAAGGAUUUAACACUGGUCUCCUGCGUCAUGCGUUCUUAAUGUCCCAUCAAAGGCUGUUGGAUGAGAAGAAAGAUGUAGUGGUUCUAGUGACUCUUGAUGACAACAUAAAAAUGUCUAGAUACUUACUGACAAGGAAAAGGCUCUGCCCAAACAGUUUUUUGAACUGGCCGAGGAACCCCAGGGCACAUGCCCACUUCUGGCAUAGCUUGCGGGUGCUUCUAAGAGAAGACAGCUUCCAUUAUUAUGAUCCUUGUCUCCGAAAACAGCUGGAACACUAAUCUUUGGGUUCUCCACUUGCCCCAGUUAGUUCAUGUGACACAGGAACACCAUCGGUUGCUGUAUGUAUGAGCAUGUUGGUAUAUGAAAUGUUGUACAUAGAUAACUUCACGCAUCUUCUAAAUCAAAGAU
Messenger RNA from Pseudophryne corroboree (corroboree frog), 5230 nucleotides. Its product is annotated as toll-like receptor 7. Bases 1 to 5100 code for a protein of 1699 amino acids. NCBI's taxonomy places the organism in Eukaryota, Metazoa, Chordata, Amphibia, Anura, Myobatrachidae. The transcript has 2 exons. Gene Ontology annotation, molecular function: protein binding; pattern recognition receptor activity. The record is from RefSeq and is a predicted model, not a curated record. Gene Ontology annotation, biological process: toll-like receptor signaling pathway; positive regulation of interleukin-6 production; canonical NF-kappaB signal transduction. Gene Ontology annotation, cellular component: plasma membrane.